This is a messenger RNA of Nanorana parkeri, 516 nucleotides long. It is a transcript of the gene MLANA, whose product is annotated as melan-A. Lineage: Eukaryota; Metazoa; Chordata; Amphibia; Anura; Dicroglossidae. The transcript is spliced from 5 exons. The coding region runs from base 110 to 457 and encodes 115 amino acids. Gene Ontology annotation, cellular component: melanosome. The record is from RefSeq and is a predicted model, not a curated record.
AUAAGAUCCAGGCACAAAAGAUUAAGGGAAAGAAAACAGUAUCUGUAUCCAGUCCCGAAGUGCAGCUCCAACCAUUGUGAGUCAAAGCUGGUUGUGUGAACCUUGGAGAAUGCCACGUCCUGGUUCAUCAAAUGGUCUGGGGGCUUACAGCUCUGGCAGAGGCAGGCCAUAUGGGCUCAGCGUGGAAGAGACUGCUGGAAUUGCUAUUCUUGCCAUCAUCGGUGCACUUGUUCUAAUUAUUGGAUGCUGGUACUUUAGGAGGAGGAGUGGCUAUAAAAUACUUGGGACUCAGCAGUUUCGUCCUUCUGCAAUCCGGGCUAUGAUGGGUGGAACACGAGAGCCUGCAGAGUGUAAAGUACCCUUACAGGAUUACAACACCCUGAAUGUUGUUCCUGGAGCUCCACCAGCAUAUGAGAAAAUCUCUGCAGAAGCUCAGCCACCACCAUAUGCUCCCUGAACUAAGCAUUUGCCAUGCUUUUCUGAUCUGCAUUAUUGGAUCACUGCCUAAUAAAACUG